Messenger RNA from Brassica oleracea var. oleracea, 1047 nucleotides. Its product is annotated as dof zinc finger protein DOF5.4-like. Gene Ontology annotation, biological process: regulation of DNA-templated transcription. The transcript has a single exon. The record is from RefSeq and is a predicted model, not a curated record. Gene Ontology annotation, molecular function: DNA-binding transcription factor activity; DNA binding. Lineage: Eukaryota; Viridiplantae; Streptophyta; Magnoliopsida; Brassicales; Brassicaceae. The coding region runs from base 95 to 847 and encodes 250 amino acids.
CCUCAUAAAUUGAGUAACGGGGGUGCUCUUACUACUUGGUCUCUGUCUCUUUCUCUAUUGUAACUUUAGAAGUUUCCUUAUCCUCUCUUGAAAAAUGCAAGAUAUUCAUGAUUACUCGAUGACCGGAGAAGGCGGAGAUCGGAGGAUGAGAGUGCAUCAGAACAAUAUCCUUAACCAUCACCAAUCUCUCAAGUGUCCUCGUUGCAACUCUCUCAACACAAAGUUCUGUUACUACAACAACUACAAUCACUCUCAGCCUCGACACUUUUGCAAAAACUGCCGUCGUUACUGGACCAAAGGCGGCGUCCUCCGUAACGUUCCCGUCGGAGGUGGUUGCCGUAAAGCCAAACGUUCCAAGUCUAAGCAGCCUCCGUCAUCAUCGUCAACUUCCACCGCCGACAAACCAACGGCACAAGACGGGGAGGAGAAACCAAGCAGCAGCGAGAGCUCUUCUCUCCCCGCCUCUACCUCCACGGCUACAGCCGCCACCGCCGCUGCAGCAAAAGGCGUUAUGGGCGCUGAUAUGCAUAAUCUUAAACUCUACGGAAACGGGAUAGAAUGGUCUACGUUGCUCGGACAAGGUUCAUCUGACGGUGGAGUUUUCUCGGAGAUGGGUGGUUUUACCGCGGCUUCGUCGAUUGCUACGACACCGUUUGGAUUCGGAGGUAAUACUGUACAGCAGCAGUUUGAGGAUCGAACGGCUCAGGUUGAUCCCACUAUGGAAUUUGAACCGUUGGAUUGGGGAAGUAGUGGAGCUGAUCAAACACUCUUUGAUCUAACCAGUACCGCUGAUAAUGCAUACUGGAGUCACCAAGAUCAGACAGAUCUUUACCUUCCUCAAUUCUGACAGCUUCUCUUCUUUUUGAUCCACAAAUAUAUUACACACAUAAUGUAAAGUGGUAAAGUUUUUGAAGUAUUUUUAUGGGUUUGAAAACGGGUUUUGUUAUACAAUAUAUGUGACUGGAUAUCUUUCUUUUUUUUUUUGAGUGAGGGAUAUCUUGUUCUUCACCAGUUACAAAAAAAAAAAAAAAAAAAAUCUUGUUCUUC